Nothoprocta perdicaria is the source of this 4272-nucleotide messenger RNA. RefSeq names its product solute carrier family 30 member 9 (gene SLC30A9). Gene Ontology annotation, biological process: transmembrane transport; positive regulation of transcription by RNA polymerase II; zinc ion transport. Gene Ontology annotation, cellular component: membrane; nucleus. Gene Ontology annotation, molecular function: monoatomic cation transmembrane transporter activity. Bases 120 to 1661 code for a protein of 513 amino acids. The transcript has 18 exons. Lineage: Eukaryota; Metazoa; Chordata; Aves; Tinamiformes; Tinamidae. The record is from RefSeq and is a predicted model, not a curated record.
GCCUCUACCGCCUCUACGUGCGCUGCCGGGCGGCGCGCGCCGGCCACGGAUGGCAGACUUCAGUGAAAAGUGGGAGUCUUUCUUACSUUCUUCCUUGCAAUCGUCUGCCUGUGCAGCUCAUGAGCCAAGUGAGAGUUUACACCUCUAACGGUCAGAAAAAAGAUCUCGGAUCAGAGGAUACAAAUGUGUCAAGCGCUCAAGACACUGUGCCCAAAGGUGCAACAGGACAAGAUGCCGUCAGUGCAGGUCAAAAGCAAUCUUUUCUGAAAGAGCCAAUUCAAGUGAAAGUGAAAGCAGUCCUUAAAAAGAGAGAAUAUGGACCAAAAUAUACACAGAAUAACUUCAUCACUGGAGUCAGAGCAAUAAAUGAGUUCUGUCUUAAAUCCAGUGAUUUAGACCAGCUGAGGAAAAUUAAACGACGAAGUCCCCAUGAUGACACCGAGACUUUCACUGUGUACCUGAGAUCGGAUGUAGAGGCAAAGUCUCUUGAAGUUUGGGGUAGUCAUGAGGCUCUUGCUAGAGAAAGAAAACGUCGUAAAGAGGCAGAGAUCGAGUACAGAGAAAAUCUGUUUAGAAACCAAAGGCUGUUGAAGGAGUACAAGGAGUUUUUUGGAAAUACUAAGCCACGCUCCAGUACAGCAGCUAUGUUUCUCAAGGGACCAGGAAAGGUGGUAAUGGUAGCUAUUUGCAUAAAUGGAUUGAAUUUUUUCUUCAAACUACUUGCUUGGGUUUACACAGGUUCUGCAAGUAUGUUUUCAGAAGCUAUACAUUCUUUAGCAGACACUUGCAACCAGGCGUUACUAGCUUUGGGCAUCAGUCAGUCUGCAAGGACACCUGACCCUAGUCAUCCGUAUGGUUUCACAAAUAUGCGCUAUAUUGCCUCUCUGAUUAGCGGGGUAGGAAUUUUCAUGAUGGGUGCAGGACUUUCUUGGUAUCAUGGGAUCAUGGGUUUACUCCAUCCUCAUCCUAUCGAAUCUCUUCUCUGGGCGUACUGCAUCUUAGCAGGAUCAUUGGUGUCUGAAGGAGCUACCCUUCUUGUUGCCAUAAAYGAAAUUCGGAGGAGUGCUCGAGCCAAGGGUCUCUCAUUUUAUCAAUAUGUUGUGCAGAGCCGUGAUCCUAGUACAAACGUGGUGCUGCUGGAAGAUGCUGCUGCAGUUCUGAGCGUGGCCGUGGCUGCUACCUGUAUGGGUCUGACUUCUUUGACAGGAAACACUUAUUAUGACAGCUUGGGGUCUCUAGGUGUUGGAACUUUGUUAGGAACUGUGUCAGCCUUUCUCAUCUACACUAAUACAGAAGCCCUGCUGGGAAAAUCCAUUCAGCCUGAACAACUGCAGCGACUUACUGAGUUACUGGAGAGUGAUCCUGUCGUAAGAGCAAUUCAUGACGUUAAAGCCACAGACAUGGGAAUGAGCAAAGUGAGAUUCAAGGCAGAAGUAGAUUUUGAUGGACGGGUUGUUACUCGUUCCUACCUGGAAAAACAAGACAUUGAACAGYUGCUACAAGAAAUUCAACAAGUGAAGACUCUUGAAGAGCUGGAAGCCUUCAUGCUAAAGCAUGGUGAGAAUAUCAUCGAUACAUUGGGAGCUGAGGUAGACAGACUUGAGAAAGACCUAAAGCAACGAAAUCCUGAUGUUCGUCAUGUGGAUUUGGAAAUACUAUAGACCUGAUGGAAGAAGCCUUUAGGUUGCCACCAUUUGGGAAAGAAGUUGUGAGAAGGGACGAAGAGCUUCCAAGACUGGAGUGAGCGCAGCACAUACCUCGCUUACCCUGCCUGUGGGCUGCCCGCUCCCUUAGCGCUCUGUCCGGGAGAACAUGAGGCUCGCAGGCAAAUAUUUCUAUGGCAAAAUCAAUUUCAAAAAGCUACUUUAUUUAAUUUCCACAAGAGAAUCUGUCUGCGUGAAUUUACUGCAAUGCAGAACUUGAGACUUGAGGUUCAGUUAGGCAAAUGUUACUGCCUGAAGAUAGAGAACACGCUUAGUUUUCCCUUGUGUCCCUCUGCAAUCAGUUUGCACUUCGUUAGCUUCUUUCAAGAUAUCAUUAAAGGUUCUUGGGAGAUAUUAAGAUUAGUUAGGAAGACUUUGUUCCAGUGGAACCUGCCAACUUUAAAUUAGUUGUUAUUUUCCAACUAUGUAGUUGUUUCACAGUUUUUCUUUUCUCUUAGAUAAGUUCCUUCUAGUGGGCACUGGCCUUUUCUCAAGUACCAUGACCUGGAAAUCUGCUUUUUUGUCCCUGUGGCAGUUCACAACAGCACUUCAAAAGAAUUUUUUUGCUUUUUUCUUCCUUAAUGGAUCCAACUCUGUGUGACUAGCCAGAAUAUGAUGAGUUACUGUGAAGAAAUUAUUGCAUAGAAAUUUCAGUGAACUUCCUCUGUUAAUUUUUUCCUUUUUUUUCCCCUAAGAGCAUAUUUUUGUUUCUUAUUUGUAAAUAUCUUCAGAUGUAAUCUGGGAGAUAUUUAUGACAGGACUUUACCUGGCAUUUUGGCUUUUUAUACUUUUAAUAGGCUGUAUUGCCAGAAAUGGUCUUUGCUAGAGACAUAUUUGGAAGUUACAAUAGUAAAAAAAAUGUAUUAGAAAUAUUUAUAAUUAAACAGAAUUGAAUACAUUGUAUUUUUAAUUUAUUUGCCUGUAUACAUUACCUGUAGUCUGAGUUCUCAACUGCUUGCUUUGCGUGUGUUGUGUUUUGUUUUGUUUUUCUAAGAAUCAGUGUUGCUUAUCURGGAGAGUAAAACCAGUUACCCUCAGCAAUCCGAAGAUGAAGUGCCUAGAGUUUGUAAGUUUGAAAGCACUAUAUAAACCAGGUUUCUAGGAUAAGACUUUCUGCAUUAGGCACUCAAAUUAUAGCAGGUUAUUUGAAAACGAGCAUUUUAACAAUGAUCUGUAUUUACAGACUUUAUUCAAUGGAAAAUUGUUAAUUGGAAUAUAAAUGAAAUAACAGGCAACUAUGAGGAAAAUUCCUUAUGCACUUUAAAAUACUUCAGUAAAAUGGAAGUUGCUCGUGGGUGAGAGGUCACAAUAAGAGCCUCCUAGUGACUCAGUUGCUGUGUAAUGUAAUGAGUGACUUGCUGAGAGAAGUGCUGAUAUGAAACAAGUAUUGAAAAAAUAAUUUGUUAAUCUUAAGUUACAAGCAUUGCAGCAAGUAGUAUUUGUGGAGACCAUUAUGUGAGGAUUUGAUUAAAUGCUUUGCAAUAUUUUUUAUAUAAAAUGCCACCAGUGAACUGUAAGAAUUUAGGAAUUUAGAAUGGCACACCUAGCCUAGCACGCCUUAUGCAAAUUGCAGAGCACUUUGCAUGCAAGUAGAAUAACAUUCCUUAAUUUAUUUGUUUGAGACUUCACACCCUGGAAUUGUGGAUGAGGGGGCUUUUCAGUCCCCUUGUCCGUAAUUCCUUUUCGAUAGUGACUUCUUUGUAGCGUCUUAGCUGCUCAUGGCUAAUCCAAAAGAAAGCUGCAUUUAUCUGGUUUUCUCCUGUUGUAGAACUAGUUAGCAUACAUAAGCCUGAUGAAGAUCCGGAAUGCGAUUAGUGAAAGAGUUUAAAGGUGAAUUGCAAAUGUAUUGUCUCAAAUAAAUAAGAGAUAUUUUAGCACAUUAUAAAUGAUGUAUGUGCUCUCCACCCUCCGGCCUGUGGGAGCUUCAUCUCAUCUUGCCGUGCACUCUGCUGCUCUUAGUCUCGUUCAUGGAAAGCACUGGAGUCUGGUAAUGCAUCUCCUUAUACCUUCUUCCUUGAAUAUUUAAACAGAUUUCUGAAUUUGAAUAGUCACUUUUAACAUUUCUGGAAUGACAAUUUUAGARGUAUGAAUAAGAGGGAUGAAAAUGGGCAAGUGUUCUUGCUGUAGGGGUUAGUGGAGAGGGGAAAUGUGGUGUAGAUGGUUGGUAUGCUGGAGUUAGUGAUGAAUGAGUGAAGUUAGUCUGCACUUUGCAGAGCAGAAGCAUCACUCCAAAUACYGAAAUGUUCCCAUACUUUGUUUAAGAGAAGGCAUGAGUGUAGGUUCUUGCACGAUGUCUGCUACAAAAACCCUAAAAAUGGUAUUUUUUUAUUCAUCAGGGAUGUAAUUUGUAUUAAUUCUGAUCUUAAUUUCCUCAUCUGAGUCAGAAACAUACCCGUACACACACUUUUUGUUAGUGUGCUGAGAUAAAGUUCAGUUCCUUCUCUCCCAAAUUCAUUAUUGAUUAUGUCACCUCAAGAACCAAGAGCUUGAAUGUUUUGGGUAAUAUUGCAAUAGUUUCAGAACCUUUCAUGUUUAAAACUGAUCUGGAUGGUGGUGCAUUAGAAAGAGA